This is a messenger RNA of Aegilops tauschii subsp. strangulata, 1447 nucleotides long. RefSeq lists its product as uncharacterized. NCBI's taxonomy places the organism in Eukaryota, Viridiplantae, Streptophyta, Magnoliopsida, Poales, Poaceae. The record is from RefSeq and is a predicted model, not a curated record. Gene Ontology annotation, molecular function: RNA binding.
AACGAACGUCUAGAGCGCCUCCACGUCACCCGUAGGGACCGUAAUGCGUCCAUGAACCCGCACACGCCACGGUAGGUUCCCCAGUUCCCCCUCCGUCGACCUCGAGGACCCCUCCUCACUCUCUCCGCAGGCAGAGCGGAGCAGCGAGCCCGAAGCAAUGGAUAGAUACCAAAGGGUGGAGAAGCCUCGGAAUGAGACACCCAUUCGUGAGAAUGAGAUCAGGAUCACUGCGCUCGGGAGGAUGAGGAACUAUAUCGGCUACGGGAUGUCGUUGCUUGAGGAAAAUGGGCAUGAUGAGAUCACUAUCAAAGCCAUGGGACGAGCCAUAAAUAAGACGGUCAUGGUUGCUGAAUUGAUCAAGAGAAGGGUUGCUGGUCUCCAUCAGAAUACGUCUAUUGAAUCUGUUGGCAUCACUGACACAUGGGAGCCUCUGGAAGAAGGCCUUGUCCCGCUAGAGACAACUCGUCAUGUAUCAAUGAUUACCCUAACAUUGUCCAAGGAACCAUUGGAUACGUCAUCUCCAGGGUACCAGCCACCCAUACCAGCUGAAGAGGUGAAACCUGCUUUUGAUUAUGAACAUGAAGGAUCCUUUCCCUCUGCUCGUGGGAGAGGUCGUGGUGGACCUGGUGGCGGCCGAAGGGGCAGGGGCAGAGCUAUUAGCAAUGGACCCCCUCCUUAUGACUGGGGUGAAGAAUGGGAGGAGGAUGGAGACUAUUACUACAAUGGUAGAGGCAGAGGGAGAGGCCGGCUAAGAGGAAGGGGAAGAGCCCGUGGCUACUAUGGAGGUGGUCGACGUGGUGGCUAUGGCUAUGAUUACGGUUAUGGUGGCAGGGGCGGCUACUAUGAAGAGCAGGGUGGAUACUUUGAUGGCGAACCAGAUGAGUAUCACCCCCCUCCAGGCCGUGGGCGUGGCAGGGGAAGAAGAAUGGAGCAGAGUGAAUACUACAAUGGCGAACCAGAUGAGUAUCGCCCUCCUCCAGGCCGUGGGCGUGGCAGGGGAAGAUGGAUGGAGCAGAAUGAAUACUUCGACGAACCUUAUGAAUACCCCCCUCCAGGCCGUGGUCGUGGCAUGGGAAGAAGGGGAGGCCCAUGGCGCGCCCGAGGCCGCGGGCGUGGUCCGAUGCUAGAUUGAACUGGGGCAUGCAAACCGCAAGCCAUGAAGCUAGCACUGCUGCGCUUAAUUACCUAAUAAUGGUUUUUGCUUACGGUGUUGCUCCAUGUAUGGGGCUCUCUGACGUGAAUCUUUAUGGCCUCUGAUGCUGUACGACUUGCCGCCGGGCAAAUUUUAUGUGGCUUACCUGUGGUUUGUUUAGCUAGGCCAGCCAGCAAAGUACCUCAACACCUAGUAGAACGUGUGAAAUACCUGUAUGUUUCAGCCUCCCGUGUAGUUAUCUCGGGUUUUAGCUCUCUGUGGAUGUGAGUGCCGAGUAGGCUUGUUUGCUUCGAA